AUGGCUCCUCAGAGAUGGGACCCUUAUCGGAUUCUAACCCUCACAUCUUCUGACAGCACCAGCAUGUUAUGUGUCCGCUGGUCGAAUCUAUUUGUCACGGGCUGUCAGUUCCGCAUUUCUAACGAAAAUCUUCACAAAGCCCGCGCGGUCUUGGAUAUUUUGGAGACAAGGCCAUCGGAAGAAGCGCUUAAAAGAUUGACGGAGCUCACGAAGCUGUGUCUCUGCGAGUAUCAUGGCAGCAACCAAGCGAAUAAUGUCGAAGAGUACUGGGCGUCCUUGGUUGAAAACGCUACGAAGGGCGAUCGCGUCGUCGAAGCGCUCAAGGCGCUGAACCGGCUACUAAAGGCCACAUUCGAGAAGGAGCUCGGCGAGGGGAAACGACUUGAGGGCAUGUGGAAAGUAGCAGAGGAAGGGCAAGAAUGUAAGGAGGUUGAGGAAGUGAGCUUCCAACUGGGAGCAGCACAAGAUACAGCGAGUGUUCGGAAAAAAGCCUACAAUAAUGCUCGUGCAGCUCGGAAAAAGCAUCUCCAAGAAGUGCAGAGGCUGCAGUUUGAGGUUGCCAACGCCCGACAAAUAUCAACCCAACGCCAGAAAGCUCAAAUGGCGACAUCCAAAAAGACUGAAGCCUUGAAAAUUCAGGUAGAUGAAUUGCAGUCGCAACUUGGAAUUCAGCAUCAGACAUCGAAUUCUUUGAGAGGCGAACUAGACAAGAAAAGAGAAGUUGAGGAUGAUCUACUAGCACAAAUUGGAUAUAUGCAAACGGAGCUAUCUACCGAACGCCAAAAUUCGAAGAGGGUGAAAGACACCCUAUGCGAGGUUGAAAAACUCCAAGUAGUGCUCCAGCAAGUAAUAAAGGGCCUGCAAUCGGAUUCAGCAGUACCAUACGCACGCAUCAAGGGUUUAUAUCGAGAAUAUAUUAGGUUAAAGGGACAAGAGGAAGCGUUACAUACGCAACUCUGCUACAACCAAAGGGUUCUUAGUGCCACUCAGGCCGAGCUUGAAGAGAGCUGCAAAGCGCUUAAUGAGCAAAAGGUCGUUGCCACUAACAGGGAGAAAGCACUUCUAGCUCAGGAAUUGGACACCCAAACUGUUCUUGAUAGCACUAAGCUUGAAUUGAAGAACACUGCCACAGCACUCAAGGACCAAAAGUCUAUCAUGGCUACCACGCAGGAAGCUCUUCUAGCCAGGAUUUCCGACGGCCGAAGUGCACUUGAAACCACCCAACUUGAGCUAAAGCAUUCGCAUAAAGCCCAGGAGGUACAGCAAUGCGCCUCUACUUCCAGGGAAACAGACCUUCUCGCUCAAAUUUCGGGCAUUCAAGCUGCUCUGAAUAACGCCCGCCUUGAACUGGACGAAGUGCGCCGAACCAACAAUGAGCAAAAUGCAUUGCAGGAGCGAGGGAGGUGGAGAUUUUGGAAGAAGGGAAGGGACUGA
Molecule: messenger RNA, 1434 nt
Organism: Venustampulla echinocandica
Lineage: Eukaryota; Fungi; Ascomycota; Leotiomycetes; Helotiales; Pleuroascaceae
Exons: 1
Coding region: 1-1434 (477 amino acids)
Source: RefSeq, a predicted model, not a curated record